UCCCUUCGCUCUCUCGUUGGUUUCGUCCGGUGCGGCCCAUAGCGACGGCGGCCGCGCUGGGGGAAGAUGGCGGCUCCGGCCUGGGCGCCGCGGCCGGCUCCGUGAUCGCCGCGCGCCCCGUCCCCUCCCCGCGCCCCGUGCCUCCCCGCGCCCCGAGCAUGUCUGACUCGGAUGAGGAGGAGAGCCCGGACCGCCAACUCAAGCUCGUGGUGCUGGGGGACGGCACCGCAGGCAAGACAUCCUUAGCCAUGCGUUUUGCCCAAGAAACAUUUGGAAAACAAUACAAACAAACCAUAGGACUGGAUUUCUACUUGAAAAGGAUCAUACUGCCAGGAAAUUUGAAUGUUACUCUUCAAGUGUGGGAUGUAGGGGGACAAACGAUAGGAGGCAAGAUGCUGGAUAAAUAUAUUUAUGGAGCUCAGGGUAUUCUUUUGGUGUAUGAUAUUACCAACUGCCAGAGCUUUGAAAAUUUAGAGGACUGGUAUAAUGUGGUUAAAAAAGUGACUGAAGAAUCAGAAAUGCAGCCACUUGUGGCCUUGGUUGGAAAUAAAAUUGACUUGGAGCAUAUGCGCACAGUGAAAGUUGACAAGCACCAGCGAUUUUGUCAGGAAAACAAUUUCAGUAGCCACUUUGUGUCAGCCAAGACAGGAGAUUCUGUUUUCCUGUGUUUUCAGAGAAUUGCUGCUGACAUCCUUGGCAUCAAGUUAAACAAAGCAGAAAUGGAACAAUCACAGCAUGUUGUCAGGGCAGAAAUAGUGAACUAUCCUGAAGAAGGUAACCAACAUCACAGCACUUCCAACUGCCAGAGCAAAGUCUGCUCAAUGCAGUAGUUCAGGUAUUGACAUAGCACUUGUUUGUUUUUUUUUCCAAGCUGCACUGCUUUUACGUGAAAUAAUGUCUACAGUAGGUUCUCUUAGAAGUAAUGUAUUUUAUAUCUGUAAGCAGCAAUUAUGCUUAGUAUAUUAAUUUGAAGUUUUGUGUACGCUUAUGAGGCAUUUCUAAUAACUCCUUAGUUCAUAGAAACUUUGUAAUACUUCGUGUUAUAGUAUUAAGAAGGGCUUUCAGUGUUGUAAAAUUCAAAAUGUUACAUUGCUGCCUAAAAUGAAAAUGGACAGAAGACUGGAAUCUCUUAUCUCUCUCCCCAUGUAGGAGAGACCAACAGUUCUGUUAAAUGCUUUGUAAAUAGAACGGGUAAUAUCUGUUAGAUUUUUAAACAGAAAAUGAAUAUUUAUGUUAUACAGAAGUUCUUUUUAUGUUAAUUCAGUCUUUGGUCUGUAUGCCUAGUUAAGCUUUUUUUGAAGGAUGUUUGUAUUUGAAUUUGCUUUGAAUUCUGUCUGUAUUUUCCUCUGAAUUGCUUAAAGAGGCAAAGAUGAACUACCUACAAUUUCUGGUUAAGAUAGGCAGUUAUUCUGAAAGAACGCAUGCCAUAGUGUUUGUAAAAUUCUGUUUUAUUAUUUACAUACGAAACAGCUCUCGUGGAGGAAAAACUAUUUUCACUGAUUUUUGCAUUGCUGCUUUGUAUUAGCCCUGUAAAACUGUAAAGAAAACUUGCCAAGGCACUUCCUUCCCUUCAGUAUGAGUAGACUUAUUUAGAUUGAGAAAAUAGCACCUGAUCAGACUUCCUGUAAGAUACUGAAGAAAACUGAACAGUGUCUGUUUUGCACAAUUUCUUUUUUUCCUCUCUAUGUUUCAUAGUAAAUUAUCUGUUGAGCAGUUUGCCAGCAUCAGUAUUGUAUUUUGAUUCUGAUUAUUGCUGUGUUUUUU
Numida meleagris (helmeted guineafowl) is the source of this 1764-nucleotide messenger RNA. It is a transcript of the gene RAB28, whose product is annotated as RAB28, member RAS oncogene family. The transcript is spliced from 7 exons. The record is from RefSeq and is a predicted model, not a curated record. Gene Ontology annotation, cellular component: endosome; Golgi apparatus. Bases 159 to 830 code for a protein of 223 amino acids. Gene Ontology annotation, molecular function: GTPase activity; GTP binding. Lineage: Eukaryota; Metazoa; Chordata; Aves; Galliformes; Numididae.